Talaromyces stipitatus ATCC 10500 is the source of this 1512-nucleotide messenger RNA. RefSeq names its product prpd, putative. The record is from RefSeq and is a predicted model, not a curated record. The coding region runs from base 1 to 1425 and encodes 474 amino acids. The transcript is spliced from 2 exons. Gene Ontology annotation, molecular function: lyase activity. Lineage: Eukaryota; Fungi; Ascomycota; Eurotiomycetes; Eurotiales; Trichocomaceae.
AUGACUGACGAGAUACCCUUUGAUAAACCGAUCCGCGAUAUCGCAUCUUAUGUACACAAUUACACAAUUCCUUCAUCUCCAACAUCCUUUAAGCACGCGCGUGGCGUGAUUCUCGAUUCACUUGGUUGCGCAAUAGAAACAUUGCAUAGAUCUUCAGAAGCAUGUACAUUACUUGGUCCCGUCAUUCCCGGAACAACUUUUCCGUAUGGCUUUCAUCUUCCAGGAACAUCAUACGUUCUGGAUCCAGUGAAGGGAACAUUUGAUCUUGGAGUUUUGAUUAGAUACCUGGAUCAUAAUGACGCUUUUGGCGGAGCGGAAUGGGGCCAUCCAUCAGAUACACUGUCUGCCAUUAUUGCGGUAAUGGAUUGGUUAUGUCGAGCUGAGCAGAGAAGCUCAACCACUUCCAUAAGAUACCCGCCGUUGACAAUCAAAACAUUACUAGAAGCAGCGAUAAAAGCCUACGAAAUCCAAGGAUGUUAUCAACUCCAGAAUGCCUUCAAUGCAUAUGGUAUUGACCACGUGAUCCUGGUCAAACUUGCAGCUGCGUCUGUAUGUUCAUGGCUGAUGGGCAUGACUGAAACACAAACGAUAUCGGGAGCCAACACUACUUCGCGCAAGGGCUGGGCAGCUGCUGAUGCCGCGAUGAGAGCUGUUCAUCUCUGCUUGCUUACGCAUGCUGGUCAAUUGGGAUCUAAACAGCCAUUGAAUGAUAAGCGUUACGGGUUCUUGGUGCAUACAUUUGGUCUCGAGGCUGGAUUCGCGUUACCCAGGGCUUUUGGUGACUGGGCAAUUCAGAAUAUCUUUACCAAGCUAAUGCCUUGCGAAGGACACGGGAUAUCGGCUGUCGAAGCGGCACUAGUACAAGGCCGGAAACUCAAAUCUUGCGGUCAUACAGUGAGCGAUAUAAAGCACAUUGAUCUACGUGUCACGGCUGCCGCGAACCUAAUAAUUAGCAAAAUAGGUCGAUUAUACAACGCAGCUGAUCGGGACCAUUGCAUUCAAUAUGUGAUUGCGCUGGCAUUCUUGAAAGGCCGCUUUCCAGAUGCAGAAGAUUAUAUGGAUGACAGCCCGUAUGCAAAUAGCAAGGAGAUGGAUGACUUACGGGAAAAAAUUAUGAUGAAGGUGGAUCAAGACCUAACACAGGGAUAUCUUGAUCCGGAGAGGAAAAGUUGCGGAACUGGAAUGACGGUUUAUUUGAACAAUGGAACUGUACUAGACGAGGUUCUGGUUGAAUAUCCGGCUGGACAUUUGAAGAAUCCGAGGACGAAGGAACUACACCAGAGGAAAUUCGAGAAAAACAUGAGGUUGGCAUUUACCGAUGCCGAAAUUGCAAAUAUUGUGAAGUGUAUUGAGGAUGAUGAGAUGCCUAUUUCGUCAUUUGUGGAUUUGUUUACGAGGGAUUCAAAGGGAAUGGCAAAACUAUGAUAUUGAUACAUGUCAGAUUAGGGUUUAUCCUCAUAGGUACCUACCUAACCUCCAUGAACAAUGAAUGUAUAAAAGCACUAUAUCUAC